GGACUGUGAUCGGCUUGUUUUCGGAUCAGCUGCUGAAAACCAGCUGAAAACCAGAAGAACCGGAGGAAAACACGCGUUUCACUUCAUCUCUGGAGGAACAGUUCUUCAUCAGCGGCUCCCACAGAGGGACAUGUUCCAGUAGGACCUUUAUUCUGACGCAUCACAAUCAUGUCGGGGAACAGCCUGGUUCUACCCAUCGUGCUCUGGGGCCGCACGGCGCCCACCCACUGCAUCAGCAGCCUGCUGGUGAUGGACGACUUCAGCACCAUCAUCACCGGCUGCCAUGACGGACAGAUCUGCCUGUGGGACAUGACUCCUGAGCUGGAGAUUUGUCCCCGAGCCAUGUUGUUUGGACACACGGCUUCCAUCACCUGUCUCGCUAAAGCCAGCACGUGCAGUGACAAGCAGUAUAUUGUCAGUGCAUCAGAGAAUGGGGAGAUGUGUUUAUGGGAUGUGAACGAUGGACGCUGCAUUGAGUUCACUAAGCUGGCCUGCGCUCACACUGGUAUACAAUUCUAUCAGUUCACCAUCAACACUCAAAGGGAGGGACGUCUGCUCUGCAACGGCCAUUACCCAGAAAUCCUUGUGGUGGACGCCACCAGCCUGGAGGUCCUGUACUCGCUGGUGUCUAAGAUCUCCCCCGACUGGAUCAGCUCCAUGAGCAUCAUCCGAUCUCACCGCACACAAGAGGACACCGUGGUGGCCGUGUCCGUCACUGGGAUCCUGAAGGUCUGGAUCAUCACAGCUGAGGUCAGCAGGAUGCAGGACCUGGACCCGGUGUUUGAAGAAGAAUCGAAACCCAUCUACUGUCAGGGCUGUCAGAGCAUUUCCUUCUGCACCUUCACGCAGAGCAGCCUGCUGGUCGUCUGCUCCAAGUACUGGAGGGUGUUCGAUGCCGUUGACUACUCGCUGCUCUGCUCGGUGCCCAGUGACACGGACCAGGCCUGGACCGGAGGAGAAUUCAUCGCUGCAGACAAAGUCAUCAUCUGGACGGAAGACGGCUGCAGCUUCAUUUACAAGCUUCCUGCCAGUUGUCUGCCUGCGAGCGAACACUUCCGCAGUGAUGUUGGUAAAACUAAAGAAGGCUCCAUCCCUCCUCUGGUCUACAGCAUCGCCAGCCGCUCAGACAAACAGCUUUUAAUCUGUCCUCCCGUGACCCGGUUCUUCUUCGGCCGGCGGGAGCCGUUCCACAAGCUGCUGAUCCAGGGCGACUCGGCCGGGAGACUUUCCAUGUGGAGCAUCCCGGAGACCUCGCCGCUGCAGCCGCUGUCCACCGCUGCUGAGCUGCAGGUGUCGUCCAGCGUCAGCCUCCAGGAGGCGUUUGAUAAGUUGACCCCUGUGUCUGCCGGGAUCAUCGACCAGCUCAGUGUCCUGCCCGGCAAAGAGGAACCCAUCAAGGUGACGGCGAGCGUCUACAUCCCGUCCCAGGGCCGGAUGGUCUGCGGCAGAGAAGACGGCAGCAUCGUCCUGGUUCCGGCCACUCAGACGGCCAUCGUCCAGCUGCUGCAGGGGGAGCACAUGCUCCGCAGAGGCUGGCCCCCCCAUCGCACCCUGCGAGGUCACCGGAACAAGGUGACGUGCGUCCUGUAUCCGUACCAGAUCUCCCCCCGCUACGACCAGCGCUCCCUGGUGUCCGGAGGCGUGGACUUCUCCGUCAUCGUGUGGGACAUCUUCACCGGGGAGAUGAAACACAUCUUCUGUGUCCACGGGGGGGAAAUCACGCAGCUCAUCAUCCCUCCUGAAAACUGCAGCACCCGCGUGCAGCACUGCGUCUGCUCGGUGGCGAGCGACCACUCGGUGGGGCUGCUGAGCCUCCGGGAGAGGAAGUGCAUCAUGCUGGCGUCGCGGCACCUCUUCCCCAUCCAGGUCAUCAAGUGGCGCCCGGCGGACGACUACCUGGUGGUGGGCUGCUCCGACGGCUCCGUGUACGUCUGGCAGAUGGACACAGGAGCCCUGGACCGGUGUGUGAUGGGCAUCACGGCGGUGGAGAUCCUGAACGCCUGUGACGAGCUGGCGCCGGCCACCGUGGACGCUCUGAGCCACUCGGCGGUGAACCUGAAGCAGGCCAUGACUCGCCGCAGCCUGGCAGCGCUGAAGAACAUGGCCACGCACAAGCUGCAGACGCUCGCCACCAACCUGCUGGCGGCCGACAACGCCGACAAGGGCAACCUGCCCAAGUACUCCCACAAUGCCCUGGUGGUGCAGGCGAUGAAGACCAACCUGACGGACCCGGACAUGCACGUGCUGUUCUUCGACGUGGAGGCAGUGAUCAUCCAGCUGCUGACGGAGGAAGCCCAGCGCCCGAGCCCCAUGCUGGUGUCUCCGGAGACGCUGCAGAAGAGCCAGGCCGGCGCCGACAAGGGGGGGUCGUUCCUCGCCAACAAGAUCUUCAAACAGGUGAAGGAGACGAUGAAGGAGACCAUCAAGGAGCACCUGCUGGACGAAGACGAGGAGGAGGAGGAGGAGAUGAGGCGGCGUGAGGAGAAGUCCAAGUCUCUGAGUCUGCUGGAGUACAACCUGACCAUGGACACGGCCAAGCUCUUCAUGUCCUGCCUUCACGCCUGGGGCCUGAACGAGCAGCUGGACGGGAUCUGUCUGGAGCGGCUGGGCAUGCUCCGCCCACACUGCCCCAUCUCCUUCGGCCUGAUCUCCAGAGGAGGUCACAUGUCCCUCAUGCUGCCCACCUUCAAGGAGUCUUUGCUGUACCAGUUGUCCCUGGCGACGGGACGGAAGCUGACUCUGUCGGACAUCGUGGGGAAGGGGACGUACGGCGUCUCGCGGGCCGUCACCACGCAGCACCUCCUGUCCAUCAUCUCUCUGGCCAACACGCUGAUGAGCAUGACCAACGCCACCUUCGUCGGGGAGCACAUGAAGAAAGCACCGGCCAGGCCUCCUCGACCAGGAGGAACCCCGGAGUCUCCUCGCAGGACGCCGGCCGCCCCCCCCCAGCCCUCCUGCCCGGCGCUACAGGCCCAGAUCAAACAAGGGUGGAGUCAGCUGGCAGCCAUGCACUGUGUGAUGCUCCCUGACCUCCUCGGCCUGGACAAGUUCAGACCUCCUCUGCUGGAGAUGCUGGCGAGGAGAUGGCAGGACCGUUGUCUGGAGGUACGAGAAGCAGCACAAGCUCUCCUAUUGGCUGAGUUGAGGAGGAUCGGCCAAUCAGGACGCAAGGACACCAUCGACCUGUGGGCGCCGUACCUCCCUCAGUACGUGGACACCGUCAGCUCCCCUGGAUCGACCACGGAGCCCUCCUCUCCGGCCCCGCCCCCUCCUGAGCCUCAGCCAGUAGAAACCAUGGCUCCCGAGGAACAAAUGGACGUCACCGAUGAUGACAUCACAGCAGGUUGUCUCUCCAACCUUCCACCGAACGCCAAGAAGAUCUCCAACUCGUAUGAGGAGCGCCGUAAGCAGGCCACCGCCAUCGUGCUGCUCGGGGUCAUCGGGGCCGAGUUCGGCGCCGAGAUCGAGCCUCCGAAGGGCGCCAUGCGGGCUCGGACCGGCGGACAGGCGCCCGAGGGCUUCGGCCUGACCAGCGGAGGAUCCUCCAACUACUCGCUGGCCAGACACACUUGUAAAGCUCUGACCUUCCUGCUGCUGCAGCCCCCCAGCCCCAAGCUGCCCCCCCACAGCACCAUCCGCCGCACCGCCAUCGACCUGAUUGGCCGAGGCUUCACCGUGUGGGAGCCGUACAUGGACGUGUCCGCCGUGCUCAUGGGACUCCUGGAGCUGUGUGCCGACGCAGAGAAGCAGCUGGCCAACAUCACGAUGGGUUUGCCUCUCAACCCGCCGGCGGACUCCGCUCGCUCGUCUCGCCACGCCCUCUCUCUCAUCGCCACGGCCCGGCCGCCGGCCUUCAUCACCACCAUCGCACGAGAGGUGCAUCGGUACAACGCGGCCCAGGCGAACUCGCAGUCGCAGCAGAACGUUCACACCACCACUCUGACCCGAGCCAAGACCGAGAUCCUGAGAGUCAUCGACAUCCUGAUCGAGAAGAUGCCGGGCGACGUGGUGGAUCUGCUGGUGGAGGUGAUGGACAUCAUCAUGUACUGCAUCGAAGGUUCUCUGGUGAAGAAGAAAGGUCUACAGGAGUGUUUCCCUGCCAUAUGCAAGUUCUACAUGGUGGGUUACUGCGACCGCAGCCACCGCAUCGCUGUCGGAGCACGCCAGGGCUCGGUGGCGCUCUACGACGUUCGGACGGGAAAAUGUCAGAACAUCCAUGGUCAUAAGGGUCCGAUCACCUCGGUGUCAUUCGCCCCUGACGGCCGUUACCUAGCAACCUACUCUAACGCCGACAGCCACAUCUCCUUCUGGCAGAUGAACACCAGUCUGCUGGGCAGCAUCGGGAUGCUGAACUCGGCUCCUCAGCUCCGCUGCAUCAAGACCUACCAGGUUCCUCCGGUGCAGCCGGCGUCCCCGGGCUCCCAGAACCACCUGAAGCUGGCCCGCCUCAUCUGGACCUCCAACCGCAACGUGAUCCUGAUGGCCCACGACGGGAAGGAGCACCGCUUCAUGGUCUGAGCUCCGGCCUCGGGUUCGACUCCUUUUACCUUAGUUUCCUUUUCUGAGGCAGAAUCAGAAACGAUUCUCUCGUGGUCGAUAUCAUUUUAAACCCAAAAUGUUAAGAGUGUAAAAUGAAGCUGAGGAAGUUUUCACAUCAAAGUUCAUCAGUCGAGGAACGAAGCUGCUUCAGGACUUUUUCUUCCCAUUAAAUUAUUUUCCUGAGUGAACUCACUCAUGUAUUUAAAGUUCCUGAGUGAAGCCACGUUUACAUUUUAAACUGCAUCAUGUGUUUGGAGUCGUUUGCAUCUUCUCGUCAUUCUGUUCCAAACGUUUUGACUCGCAGCCUUUUGGCUUCUCAUCGAAAUUAAAUUUAAAGUUCAUGAAGAGAAUCUUAUUUUUAAAUAUCUGAACUUCAGGUAUUCGUGGAUUUAUUGAGCAGAAACAUGCUCUGGAACAUUUAGAACAUGGAUUGAGAAUUAAUUUAUUUUCUUUUUCUGCAGUAGUAUUAUAAGAUACACAAAAACAGCAAAGACAUGACACGUCUGUUCCUGCUCUUUCCUCUUGUGUUCUUCAGUCUCACUGUUUUCAUUCUGUAUCUGUCCGACCACAUUUUGGUCCAAAAUCUUUUCCCCUCACGUUAUUUCUCGUAAUGUUAAAACGUUCCUGAAGCUUUUUAAAUUUGAAGGAAACAGCAGCUGAUUUUUUUAUUUGCCUCAUUUUAUCCCCGGCUUCACUUUUCUUUUUUCUUUGUGGCCGAAGUGAAAACUGCUCCUGGCUUCACAGCUGGUUUUUCCCUCUGACCUUGAAGAGGCCACCUCCAGAUAUGAUAGUGUACAUAUACAUUAAAUAUAUAUAUAUCAUCAGAGCUGCUGUGUAAUGUAGGCUGGUGUUAAUCUUGUACAGUGAGCGUGAAUCCAGUUGUGUGUAUUUAUUGUUGCUAACGUGACGUCUGCCUGGCGCUGAACUCCGAUGACUUCUCAUCUCAGUUCAUCUGAAACGUUUCCAGUUGUUUUAACUUGUAAAAUGAGAUUUAACUUAACGAUUAAAGUCUUUUCACGAUAUAAAGAAUUCCUCGACAGAUAGAAAAGCAGGAGAAAAUUCAGUAAUUAAAGAAAACCAACUCUUCUCUAAUUAACAGCCGUGGGUUCGACCAGGCUUGAUGCAUCUCUUUAGCUUGGAGCUAACACACUCAUUACUUCUUAUGAGGAAUGCUAACCGCUACAUCAGCGUUAUGUAUAAAGAGAAACUUUCUUUAGGCUGCGUCUGUAAAACCAGGACGUUGUGUUAUCAGGACACAUUUUUAAUUUAACGUCUGAUUGUGUAACUGUUGUAAAUGUCCCAGAGCAGCUUCUUGCUUUUAAACAUUUUAUCCCUCAGAGUUUAAUGCAGAGAUAUAGGAGAAUAUAAUAGGAUCUGUAUAAAGUUAUUUACUGCUCCCGUGUGUUGGACGCACUUCACGUCACCUCAGUUUCAUUAGUGCCGUCAGAAAGCUUCUCACACGUCACACACCUGGAAACUGUAGCGUGUCAAAGCUUUUCACAACUUCCUCCUCUCCUUAGAAAACACACACACACAGAGACAGACACAGACACACACACGUCAAGUCCUCUUUGAGCUCUUGAUUCCACGUUUUCUCCACCGCUCUUAACGGUUUGGGGAGAAUCUGUUUUAGGCGGCGUCUCUGGGGAGUAAAGGUGAGAAGAGUAGAGCUGAGGAAGAGCUGGAGAGUAAAUAACAAGUGAGGAAGAUCAGCUCGUUCAGCCAGAAAAACAAGUUUCUCUCCGCUGAAGGAAGUGAAGUGAAAAGUCUCCGAAGCUUCAUGAGAAACCUGAUGUUACCGGACACGUCUGUAAACCUGCAGCUUUCUGAAUCUUCACAUAAAAAACAGAUCAUAACAGAAGAAUAAUUCUCACAGAUUAUUUCUAUAGUUUCCUUUCUUUCUCCUCUUGUUUUAUUGUGAAUCAGCUUCUUUUCCUCACGUGUGAAAAUCAAAUCAUUUCCUUCAGCUUCCGACUCGUCAGCUGAUUAUUCACUUGAAAAAAACAGUUUAUUUCUCGAUUUCACACUAAAUGUUUCAGAAUUGUUCUAAUUUUUUUUUUGAUGUGAUUAAAUAUUUAUUGUUCCGGAGUAAAAGUAGUGUAGAUAUUUGUGUGCGUGUUGGUCUGUGUGUGUGUGUGUGUGUGUGUGUUGCAUGUAUACAGGCUCUCCUCAGUGUAACAGUGCAGCUUGAAUCUAUUGUGCAUCAUAUUAACAACAUGUGUUGCUGUUGUUGACUUUGUGUCCAUUAAAGAUGAAAACGUG
Limanda limanda (common dab) is the source of this 6801-nucleotide messenger RNA. Its product is annotated as WD repeat-containing protein 7. NCBI's taxonomy places the organism in Eukaryota, Metazoa, Chordata, Actinopteri, Pleuronectiformes, Pleuronectidae. Gene Ontology annotation, molecular function: protein binding. The transcript is spliced from 30 exons. Gene Ontology annotation, cellular component: cytoplasm. The record is from RefSeq and is a predicted model, not a curated record. The coding region runs from base 169 to 4518 and encodes 1449 amino acids.